Molecule: messenger RNA, 6065 nt
Organism: Cherax quadricarinatus
Lineage: Eukaryota; Metazoa; Arthropoda; Malacostraca; Decapoda; Parastacidae
Product: arginine/serine-rich coiled-coil protein 2
Source: RefSeq, a predicted model, not a curated record
UGGUUCUCAAGCAGUGACAAUCAAUAAUUCCCUCUGUUAAAAGAAUCGAAAAUCUUGCAAAAUAAAACAUACAAGCAGUCUAAGAUUGACGAAAGAUAGCUUGAUGAAGUUACCAUUAGUUAAAGCCUACAAAUAGGCUUCCAAAUCGUUUACAGAAACGUGUAUAUCUAGUGGAAAUGGUAUCUGGCGGUGGAACUAGUCAUUCAUUUGUGUAUGUCCGGCCAGCGGGUAGCCAAGUGUAGCCUUCACUGUCUCUCUUAUUGGACUAGUGGAACAUUGCAAGCGUUUUAUUGCACUCGUGACCUCGACAGAUAUAUUGUUAAUAAUAAUUACUGUACUCGUGGACCACGAGUGAAUGAUCACUGGUGCUGGUGGACCAGGAGUGAAGCUUUACAGCUAGUGGUAGACCAGGAGUGAACAUUACCGUUAGUGGUGGACCAGGAGUGAAACAUCACAGCUAGUGGCGGACCAGGAAUGAAACAUCACAGCUAGUGGCGGACCAGGAGUAAAACCAAGACAUGCACUAGUGGACCACGAGUGAAACAUCACCCCUCAAGUAUAUUCAGGUAAGAAUCAAAGCCCAACUUGGCCCCCUACAGCACACUAUUCACUGAUCAACUCUACACCAGCAGCUCUAAACACAAGCAAGUCCUCAUAAACAAGACUGACUGAUGACACCAUCAGCUCUAAACACAAGCAAGUCCUCGUAAACAAGACUGACUGAUGACACCAUCAGCUCUAAGCACAAGCAAGUCCUCGUAAACAAGACUGACUGAUGACACCAUCAGCUCUAAGCACAAGCAAGUCCUCGUAAACAAGACUGACUGAUGACACAAUCAGCUCUAAACACAAGCAAGUCCUCGUAAACAAGACUGACUGAUGACACAAUCAGCUCUAAACACAAGCAAGUCCUCGUAAACAAGACUGACUGAUGACACCAUCAGCUCUAAACACAAGCAAGUCCUCGUAAACAAGACUGACUGAUGACACCAUCAGCUCUAAACACAAGCAAGUCCUCGUAAACAAGACUGACUGAUGACACCAUCAGCUCUAAACACAAGCAAGUCCUCGUAAACAAGACUGACUGCUGUUCCAGUAACCAGACUUUGUUUACCUGGAGUUUACCUGGAGAGAGUUUCGGGGGUCAACGCCCCCGCGGCCCGGUCUGUGACCAGGCCUCCUUCUAUUUACGAGUAAACUUAAAACUGAUGAUUAAGACACAUGUGCAGCAGCUGGGCAUCAUUCAUGUUGAAACGUGUCGCCUACACAGUAGGCUUCCUCAGUCAAAUACAGAGACAACAAGUGUAAUGGCGAAAGAUGUAAUCAGUCCAUCACCUUGAACUCUUCUCCAGCUUGAGGGACUGACCACCUCAAACGCUAUUUAUCGAAGAUUGACGGACUGACAUCGUCUUUACUUCGUCAUUACACCUGUUACACAAGCUUAAGGGCUAUCAAUGUGUAUGUGUGGGAGAGGAUGAUGGAUGGGUCUGAGGAUAGCGACAGGGGACGAAAGCAAGGACGAAGUCCACGCCGCAGGGACCUAUCCCCGUCCCGACGCUGUCUGGAUGAGGCUAGAGGCAGGACCUCCUCCCCUGUCAAGCAAGAUCGAGGGCAACACACACUGCCUAGCCAGUCCCCACGCUCGAUACGGAGAGGAAGAGCUAACUCACCAGGACGGCAGUCACCAAAACAACAUAGACGUAGUGGUCGUGAUAACUCACCAAGAAGGCAGAAUACUAGUCAUGAGAGCCGUGAUCAUAGAAGUAAUAGUCGUGACCACUCACCUAGAAGGCAGAAUGUUAGUCGUGAGAGCCGUGAACACAGAAGUAACAGUCGUGAUCAGUCACCAGUCAGGCUCACAACUAGUCACCAGGGUGGUAACAGCACACAGCAGUCACCAGAGAAGCAUCAGCCUGGCAGGAGACCCAGGCGGGGUAGCCACCGCCGAGGUCGUCAACACAAACAGUGGGAGUAUCGGCAUCCUGAAACCGCCGCUCUCGAGGGCGAAACAACAACGGCUCGUUUAGAAGUGUUCAGUAUUAUACUUCACGUGGUGGCCCUCGCUGCAGCACUGUCUGUAAUGGUGCCCAUGGCUAUCGUAACCUCUCGCUGGGAGGUGGAGCGGAAAAUGUGCCCGCUGUUUGUCAACAAACCCCCUGGCUUCGACCAUCGCUGGGGUUGGGGGAACCCAGACAAGACCCCUUGUAACAUGACUGCAUUUCUUCCCAUUAUCGAGGUGGUGUUAUCCACUACAUUACUCCUCUUCCACAGUGGGCUCCUUAAUAUCUGGCGCCUCAAGGGUGAGCCACCAGCCUUUGCCUUCACCAGGAUAUACACGCUGGUGGUGUUGGCCAUUGUGGCCCUGGAAACCUUGCUGGCCUUCGCGGUAGCAAUCAUCCUGACUGAGGGCUUCAGACACACCUGUAUCUCCUUCGAUCUGAACCUCUCCUGGAACGAGUACGUCGCCACCUGCAAAGAGAACUUCGAUGACCGUGACGAGGCAUACGUCAUGAACCAGCUGCACACCUUCAUCAAAAUUGUGAUGGCGCUGGUGGGGUCGUGGAUCAAUGUUAUCACAACAGUACUUCUAACAAUCGUCUAUGUGACGCGAUCAAAAAUUUGUUCUUGUGAGUUGGUGUGUAUCUGAUAUUAAUACGUUAUAUCUAGUGUAUUGAAUAUGUAGACAGCCUGUACUGUCUGCACAGACAGCUAUAUGCUGUCUGCCAGCUUAGUUCAUAUUUCACGGCACUCAGGUGCUGCCCUCUGGGCCUGCCCAGGUCUGUGGGAAGCUGGUCCCACACUGUCUCACAGCAGCCUAGCAGGAAGACACAAGGCCUACUAGUUCUCCCUCUCGUGGGAUGGCCCUCCUGGGCCAUGGGCACAACACACAAGCCUGUGUACCCACCACGACUUUGCAAAUAAAGUAAGAAGCCUUGGAAGACAUAUCAUUCACGCACCCGCUUUCAUCGUACGAAAUAAGUCUCGUUAUAAAUGGUGGGAAGCAGUGGUCGCAGCAAUUGUGUUUGCCCGGAGAGAGGAAGGGAUGAAAUCAUCUUCACUUCAUCACCCUAUACAAGAAGCAUCCGUCUCUCAACGAGUUAUCCUGAUGUCGUGUCUGCACGUUUCAGCAUCCAGACACAGGUACAAGCAGGAUCCAGCCGAAAUUUACCGAAUUGUAAGUGGCGUCCCAGUGACCCCACGCUACAGCGUCCCAUGCUGUGUCUCAAGUCACAUGUUCAGCGUCACUUGUAUGUUCUGCUGUUGUUGUUCAGCUCAGCACAGUUGUUUCAGCAAGCCAGAGGUGAGCUUUUUGGUGAUUUCUGCAUCCAGUGUGUCUCCCUGUGUUGGUGGGUGGGAGGAGGAGGAAGUGGCCGUUUCCUUGCAUCGCCCAUGCUCGCCCUACUCACGCUCACCCGUCUACCAUACACUCACCACUGCCCACUCCCUCUGCUGUGUUUUCUGCUGUUUUUCGUGUGAUUCAUUGCCAGAGCUGUAUAUCCGAGUGCCCGAGGCCACUCGAAGCUACGUGGAUCAGCAUGCCACGUAGAUCAGCAAGCCACGUGGAUCAGCAAGCCACGUGGAUCAGCAAGCCACAUGGAUCAGCAAGCCAUGUGGAUCAGCAAGCCAUGUGGAUCAGCAAGCCAUGUGGAUCAGCAUGCCACAUAGAUCACGAAACCACAUGGAUCUCAAUGCCACAUGGGGUGUGGGCUAUGUCACGUGGAACUACAAGCCAUGUGGGUUACCAAGCCAGAUGUCCCAGGCCUCAUGCUGUGGUCUGCUGCCCACAUCACAUUGACAUCACUGACAAUGCCGCCCGACUUCAUGACAUCACGAUGUCUGCCUGACAUCACCUUGAGAUAUCUGCUGAUGUCACAAUGCUGCUGACGUCACCUCGCGAUGUCAUGUCUGACAUCACAUGAUGUCACAUUGAGUGUUCUAGUAAAUAUUUCAGUAUUGUUGAGAAGAUUGAGAGAAAAUAUAUGUCGUGUGUUAAAUAAUUCCUCUCAGUGUUCUCACAUGUUAGUGUACGGCGUAGUGUCAGUUUUGUGCACAGAGAAGCAUCAUUUGCUAGUUGUGGAAAAUUGCAUUUAUCUGAAUGUAACUAAUUAUGUACAUAACAGUAAAUGAUAACAAAGAUACUUAUUAUUUAGCAAUGUUACAUAGACAAGUAGGAAUUUGGGACACCUAGGUCGCAAAAAAUGUCCCCCUUCAAUGCCUACCACUGUCAUAUCCACAAGUUGCUCUGGACCUAUUAAUUACCAAUGAAAUAUGUAUAACCAGGAAUACUGGUAAAUGUAUAAAUUUUGUGGACUGUAUAUUAAAAAUAAUAAAUGGUUAUAUAUAUACACAAUUACAUAACAGAAGGAAAAAUAUAUCUUAUUAUCACUCACCAAUUUGACUGGAGAUUAGUGUAUCAUACUCAGAAAACCUCACUCUAACUAAAUCUAUGAAAAUAAUGCUGGCCAGAAUUACACACAAAUCUAGAGAGCUUAUCUGAGGUUCCUGGAGCUGUCUUGUCCAGUCGCCUGAAAUCUCAAGUUAUGCAGGAAUGCAUAUCCACCAAUUUCGCCUCCUAUUUGAGAGGUGUCAGCACAAUUUUAACCUCUAGAGCACGAAAAAUUCUUCCCCAUUCACCAACGUUUCUAAUACAAAAUUCAAAAACCAAGAUGGCGACUGAGCCCCCCAGCCGCAGGUUUCCCAUUUUCGAUAACAUACUUCUUUUAAAAAUACAAUAAAGGGCAUCUAUUUACCUAUAAAUUACCGUAUUUCCGAAAAAUAUAUACAGUAUUUUUCACACUAGUUAAGCCAUGUUGUACUGCAUGUACCGCAGGUGUGUGUAAAGUUUUCCGUGUGUCCAGUGAGGUCUGAGCCAGACCCGUGUAGCACCACUGUGUUAAGUCACCCAGUGUAACUAGAUAUCAGUCAGCUCUAAGCCCGAGCCCCCUUGUACAGAAAGCUCUUAUGCUCGUCGCUCAUAGAUGCUCUGCAGAAUCGUACCUGCUACGAUUCCCAUCAAGAUUUGUUUCACUUCACCUCCAGACCUUAAAAGUGCAGUUAUAUGUAGAGAAACAAGUCUGGGGACGCUUAGACUAACCUCUGCUAUAACUCCAACUGCCGAGAGAAUGACACUUGUCAAGCUGCAGUUAGCCCUGUCGGCAGGCGCUGUGUCAGCCUCAUGUCACAACAGUGAGCAGCCUGCACAAAGAAGAUGUCACUUUGACUGCUAGCUCGCUCACUGCAGUCUGGUGUAUGAUGUUACGACUCCCAGAUGUUUCGCCCAGUCGUCUCUGCCACGACUCGCUCCACAACUCGCUCCACGCUCGCUGGCAGUGACAGCCCAGCGACAGUACCAGUCGAGAAGUGUCCUCCUGAGUCGUUUGCGAGAAGUCCUGCCCAGUUGCUGAGUUUUGUAGACGCCUCACUCGAGGGCACCAGCAUGUCGUGCCCCAGGUUGAGUGAAACCUGCAGUGACUCCUACGAUGACUGGAUGACUGCUUCACCGUUCCAGAGGAGACCGUACCUUGUUAUGUCACAGCUCAGCCGCAGCGAUGUCUCCUGUGUUGCAGUAUCUGUCCAGAUGCAGGAAGGCGUGCAGUGAUGCCUUUCGAUGCUCACUGCCUAUGACCAUGAUGUUCAGCACACCCUACAUGUUUUUUUCUUCCCUCCCUGUAGGAAGUUUUUUUUUUCCAUGUCCAUAAGUAUAUACAUGUUUUAAUUUGUGUUCUGUACCCUGUUCCUACGAGAGAGAGACCGAGUUUUUUUCUACAACCAGUAUUGUCGCGUCGUCGAGGUAGGUGGCCGAGCGAAUGUAGACAGCCUGUACUAUCUGCACAGACAGCUAUAUGCUGUCUGCCAGCUUAGUUCAUAUUUCACGGCACUCAGGUGCUGCCCUCUGGGCCUGCCCAGGUCUGUGGGAAGCUGGCCCCACACUCUCACUCUCACAGCAGCCUAGCAGCAAGACAGAAGGCCAGUUCUCCCUCUCGUGUGAUGGCCCUCCCGGGCCAUGGGCACAACACACAAGCCUGUGUACCCACCACGACUAUGCAAAUAAAGUAAGAAGCCUC